UAAAGAAUAAGUAGGUAGAUGCAGUUAAGAUGAGGUGGUUACCCGCGAGUGGAUGUCUCCUUUUAAUUUUGGUUGGAAUGUUCCAGUUGUGUAUAACACUUCCUGUGGGAAAUUUAGAAUCGGCUUUAGAAGUUAUGGCUCAAAUUCCCCAAUGGCAUUGCAUGCGUUACAGAAAAUUUGAACUAGUUAGACGGUGUAGAAGUUACAAGAAUAGUUUACGGAGAUCAUAG
Anoplophora glabripennis (Asian longhorned beetle) is the source of this 230-nucleotide messenger RNA. RefSeq lists its product as uncharacterized. Lineage: Eukaryota; Metazoa; Arthropoda; Insecta; Coleoptera; Cerambycidae. The record is from RefSeq and is a predicted model, not a curated record. Bases 30 to 230 code for a protein of 66 amino acids. The transcript is spliced from 2 exons.